AUGAAAAUACUAUUACUAUUAAUAUAUUUUAUAGGUUUGGUUUAUUGUAAAAAUGUUAAAGACUUACUGAAUCAAUAUUCAGAAUUUAAAUUAGAAGCUAAUAUAGAUCAUUUAAAUGAAGAUGAUAAAAAGAUGCUCAACUAUUUAUUUAAAGUAUCAGAUAUAAUGGAUGAUAUAUUUUGGCUGGAAUCCAUUGGGGAAAAAAGUGAUUUUUUAAAAUCGAUAAAAAGCAAAGAUGAAAAAGAGUAUGCAAAAAUUAACUAUGGUCCAUGGGAUAAAUUUACUGAAAAACCUUUUAUUAAUGGCUAUGGUAAAAAACCCAAGGGUGCAAAAUUUUAUCCAGAUGAUAUUACAGAAAAAGAGUUUGAUCAAUUGAAAAAUAAAGAAAAGGAUAGUUGGUAUACCCUUUUAAAAAGAAAUAAGCAUGGUCAAUUAUACACAAAAUGGUAUCAUGAAGAGUUUGCUGAUCAAAUAAAAAAAGCUGCAUCACUUUUAGAAAGUGCAUCUAAAUAUUCAACAAAUCAAAGUUUUAAAAACUACCUAAAAUUAAGAGCCAAGGCACUUCGUACUGAUGAGUACUAUGAGAGUGAUAUUGCAUGGAUGGAUCUAACUAACAAUACAAUUGAUUUUAUUGUUGGUCCAAUUGAAAGUUAUGCUGAUGGAUUCAAAGGAAUAAAAGCUGCUCACAGUGCCCAAAUAUUAAUAAAAGAUUUAGACUGGAGUAAAAGAAUAGAAAAGUACAAUGGAAUGCUACCCCAGCUUCAAGAGAAUUUACCAGUAAGCAGCUUAUACAAACAAGAUCAAACCUCAAAGGGCGAUAUGUAUGUGUAUUAUUUGGUUUAUUGUAGAGGUGAUUACAAUUGGGGUUCAAAAAACAUUGCUAUCAACUUACCAAAUGAUCCAAAUGUGCAAAAAGUAAAAGGAACCAGAAAGCUUCAAUUAAAGAAUGCAAUGCAAGCUAAAUAUGAAAGAAUUCUAAUACCAAUGGCCAAUAUUCUAGUUGAUGAAUCACAACUUAAACAUGUUGUAUUUGACGACGGUUUCUUUCAAAAUACUAUGUUCCAUGAAGUUGCCCAUGGUUUUGGUGUUAAAUUUGUUGUUACCAAUAGUAGCAUCUCUGUAAGGAAAGCAUUAGAAGAAACCUAUAGUUCAUUAGAAGAAGCCAAAGCUGAUAUUACUGGUAUUUUCUUUAUUCAGUAUCUUGUAAAUAAAGGUGAAUUAAAAUUAGACAUUAUGGAUUGCUAUACAUCUUAUUUGGCUGGUGUUCUUCGUUCCAUCCGUUUUGGUGAAUCCACUGCACAUGGAUUAGCAAAUAUGAUUAGUUAUAACUUUAUUACUGAAAUGGGUGGUUUCAAUAAAACAGAAUUAGGAAAAUAUAGAGUUGAUAAAGACAAAAUGGAAAAAGCAGUUUCUGAAUUGGUAAAAAGAAUUAUAACUAUUCAAGGUGAUGGAAAUAAAAAAGUUGCUCAAAAAUUUAUAGAAAAGUAUGGUUAUAUUAAAGAUGAAUUAAAAGAACAUUUAGACACUAUCUCAAAAGCCGGUAUACCAAAAGAUAUUGUAUUUGAUCAAGAUAAAAAAAAUAUUGGUAUUUAA
This is a messenger RNA of Dictyostelium purpureum, 1593 nucleotides long. RefSeq lists its product as uncharacterized. Gene Ontology annotation, molecular function: dipeptidyl-peptidase activity. Gene Ontology annotation, cellular component: cytoplasm. Bases 1 to 1593 code for a protein of 530 amino acids. Lineage: Eukaryota; Evosea; Eumycetozoa; Dictyosteliales; Dictyosteliaceae. The transcript has 2 exons. The record is from RefSeq and is a predicted model, not a curated record.